UCCAGUCUGCCGGAGCACAGCUCUGCUCGCUUUCUUGAGAGGAGAGAGGCAGAGAACCACAAGCCUUCUCCUCCUCCUCCAUCCGUGUGAGGCUGGUACACGCGUUGGCUGGUGGACACAGCAGCAGCGUUAGCAUUAGCAGGGGAUCUGUGCUUGAGCUUCCAAAAUGCUCAACAACCUCACCGAAUGCGAAGAGGGCGAUGGGGGACCCAACAGUCAGGGAGAUGCGACAUCCAAGGAGAGCAGCCCCUUUAUCAACAGCAGUACCAGUGACGUAGAGAAAAGCCAGCAGUAUGAUGGGAAAAACAUGGCUCUGUUUGAGGAGGAGAUGGACACCAGUCCAAUGGUGUCUUCUCUGCUGAGCAGCCUCGCCAACUACUCCAACCUGACGCAGGGCAGCAAAGAACACGAGGAGGCAGAAAACAAUGAAGAGGCGCGCAAGAAAACCGUGCAGGCUCCACGUAUGGGCACCAUUAUGGGCGUUUACCUGCCAUGUCUGCAAAACAUCCUAGGGGUGAUCCUGUUUCUCAGGAUGACCUGGUUGGUGGGCGUUGGAGGCGUCCUGGGAACCUUCACCAUCGUCUUCAUGUGUUGCUCCACGACUAUGCUGACUGCUAUCUCAAUGAGUGCUAUUGCCACCAAUGGAGUUGUGCCAGCUGGAGGUUCAUACUACAUGAUCUCUCGUUCACUGGGGCCAGAGUUCGGUGGGGCCGUUGGUAUAUGUUUCUAUCUGGGCACCACUUUCGCAGGAGCCAUGUACAUCCUGGGCUGCAUUGAAAUCCUGCUGAUUUACAUUGUGCCAGCAGCUGCCAUAUUCAAGAUGGAGGGUCUGGAGGGAGCAGAGGCCGAGGCAGCGCUGUUGAAUAACAUGCGUGUGUACGGUACCAUCGUGCUCUCCUUCAUGGCUUUAGUUGUCUUUGUCGGCGUGAAGUAUGUCAACAAGUUGGCCCUUGUGUUCCUCGCCUGCGUCAUUCUCUCCAUUCUUGCCGUCUACGCUGGGGUCAUCAAGACUUCUUUUGACCCACCUGACUUUCCGGUGUGUGUGCUCGGGAACCGAACUCUUGUAUCAAAGGGAUUUGACAUAUGUGCCAAGACCAUAGAGCGGGGCAAUGCCACAGUCACCACCAAGCUUUGGAGAGCCUUCUGUGACUCUGAGUUCCUGAACGCCACCUGCGAUGAGUACUUCACCAAUAACAACGUCAGUCAGAUCCAGGGAAUCCCUGGAGUCACCAGUGGCAUCCUGGCAGAAAACCUCUUCAGCACUUUUAUGGAGAAAAAUGCAAUGUUAGAGAAGCGAGGUCUAUCAGCAGUACUCGACCCUGAGGCCACACCAACCAACACUAACCGAUAUGUCCUGGCCGAUAUCACCAGCUUCUUCACCCUGCUGGUUGGCAUCUACUUCCCCUCUGUCACAGGUAUCAUGGCUGGUUCGAACCGUUCUGGUGACCUGCAGGAUGCUCAGAAGUCGAUUCCUAUUGGUACCAUCCUGGCUAUCACAACCACCUCUAUCAUCUACAUGUCCUCUGUUGUUCUGUUUGGAGCCUGUGUGGACGGAGUCGUUUUGAGGGACAAAUUUGGGGAAGGUGUCAACGGUAACUUGGUUAUUGGCACCCUGGCAUGGCCCUCGCCCUGGGUCAUUGUGUUUGGCUCCUUCUUCUCCACCUGUGGGGCAGGGCUUCAGAGUUUAACAGGAGCACCCCGCCUCCUUCAGGCCAUCGCCCGAGACGGCAUCAUUCCUUUCCUCAGGGUGUUUGGUCAUGGCAAAGCCAACGGUGAGCCUACAUGGGCUCUCCUCCUGACGGCCUGCAUCUGUGAGAGUGGCAUCCUCAUCGCCUCCCUGGAUGCAGUCGCACCCAUUCUGUCCAUGUUCUUCCUCAUGUGCUACAUGUUUGUAAACCUGGCCUGUGCGCUACAGACGCUCCUCAGGACCCCGAACUGGAGACCCCGCUUUAAAUUUUACCACUGGGCUUUGUCACUCCUGGGCAUGAGCUUGUGUCUUACUCUGAUGUUCCUCUGCUCUUGGUACUACGCCAUUGUUGCCAUGGGAAUUGCCGGCUGCAUCUAUAAGUACAUCGAAUUCUGCGGGGCAGAGAAAGAGUGGGGUGAUGGGAUUCGUGGUAUUUCUCUGAGUGCCGCCCGCUAUGCUCUGAUGAGGCUGGAGGAAGGUCCUCCUCACACCAAAAACUGGAGGCCCCAGCUUAUGGUGCUUAUGGGUUUGGAUGGGGAGCAGAACGUAGAGCAGCCUCGACUGCUGUCCUUGACCAGUCAGCUGAAAGCAGGCAAAGGCUUGACCAUCGUGGGAGCCUGUGUGGAGGGCACCUACUUAAACAACCAACCACAGGCGCAGAAAGCAGACCAAUCCCUAAGGAAGCUGAUGGAGGUUGAGAAGGUGAAAGGAUUCAGUCAGGUUGUAAUCUCUUCUAACCUGCGGGACGCCACCUCACACCUGAUCCAGGCUGGAGGUCUAGGUGGCCUCCGUCACAAUUCUGUUCUGGUCAGCUUUCCCAAGAACUGGAAACAGGCUGAGGAGCACCACCGUUGCAGGAACUUCAUUGAGGUUGUUAGAGAGACCACUGCAGCUCACUUGGCCCUGCUGGUGCCGAAGAACAUCUCUGCAUACCCGUCAAAUGGAGAGCGUUUUACUGAGGGCCACAUUGACGUGUGGUGGAUUGUCCAUGAUGGAGGCAUGCUCAUGCUCCUUCCCUUCCUUCUGCGCCAGCACAAGGUGUGGAGGAAGUGCAAGAUGCGCAUCUUCACUGUGGCUCAGAUGGACGACAACAGCAUUCAGAUGAAGAAAGACCUGAUGAUGUUCCUCUAUCAUCUCCGAUUUGAUGCUGAGGUGGAGGUGGUUGAAAUGCAUGACAGUGACAUCUCGGCCUACACCUAUGAGAAGACCCUGAUGAUGGAGCAGCGGUCGCAGAUCCUCAAGGAGAUGCACCUGACCAAGAACGAGCGUGAGAGAGAGAUUCAGAGCAUCACAGACGUGUCCCGUGGCUCUAUACGGCGAAAGAACCCUUCAAACUUGCACCCCCAGAGGAGUAUCGCUGAGGAGUCGGUGGGAGGCGGCGAAGAGAAACCUGAGGAGGAGGUUCAGCUCAUUCAGGGAAAAAAUGCUACCCCCACCCCUACUAGCCCCACCUCCCCUACCGCUCCCACACCAGCGGCCAUGAGCCCCGGAGAGGAGAUGCAGAUGACCUGGACGGACGAAACUGAGAAGGCCAAUAACCCAGCAGUGGCCAACCCUGAAAGCAUAAAGGAUAUGUUCAACAUGAAACCGGAAUGGGAGAACCUGAAUCAGUCCAACGUCAGACGCAUGCACCACGCGCAGAAGCUCAACGAGGUCAUUGUGAAGAAGUCACAAGAAGCUAAACUGGUCCUGCUAAACAUGCCUGGACCACCCAGGAACCGCACUGGAGAAGAGAACUACAUGGAGUUCCUCGAGGUCUUGACUGAAGGUCUCAAUAGGGUCCUCCUUGUGCGUGGAGGUGGACGUGAGGUCAUCACCAUCUACUCUUGAGGGGCUCAGCUCAACCACCAAAUAUUCCUCACCCCUCGUCCCUCACUGCUUAGACGGAACGUCCCAGUAAACCCAACCUACACCAUGAGCAAUAACGCCCCAGCACAUAUCAGAUGACUUUGCACUACAUAGUCUAAAAAGACACCAGCUUAGUAGAUGUCACUUCUUCCACAUGAUUAAGUUUUAUCCCUCUAUCUAUCUAUCUAUCUCUCUAUCUUCCUCUUAUUGGCUCAGUUUUUGCCUCAUAAGCUCAACAGCUUAUGUCUCACACAGAUCAGUAAAUGAUUGAUUUGGUCUUUUCUGACUAAUUUCCAAAAGUCCAUGUUCUCCAGUGGCAUCUGACCAAAUACUCUGAUCCAUCUACUCUUUAUUUAAUAAUGUAUAUCAUAACAGCACUUUUAAGGGACAGUCACACUAGAUUUUAAGCAACAACUUUGUUUUUGGUGGGUACUUCAGAACGGUCCAUUUUAAAUGUUAAAAUGUGGCAUUUGUUCUGGUUUGACCAUUUCAAAUCAUCCAGCUUUUUUUAAAGUAUUGUUUUAUCACAGACUUUCAAAAGUUUGGGUUUAGUAAGAUUUUAAAAUGUUCUUAAACAUUUAUUAUGCUUACCAAGGCUGCAUUUAUUUGAUAAAAAAUAAACUGUAGUAUAUUUCAAAUAGUAUAUUUUAAAAUGUAAUUCAUUCCUGUGAUGCAAAGCUACAUUUUCAGCAUUAUCACUCCAGUCUUAAAAAGUAAAAAAGAUAAUUGUGAGUUUUUGUUCUACAAUUCUGACUUUUUUUUCGCAAUUGCGAGUUGACAACUUGCAAUUCAGAAUCAGAAUUCUGACUUUUUUUUCUCAGAAUUGCAUAAUACAAACUCGCAAUUCUGAUUUUUUAUCUCAGAAAUACAAAAUACAAGAAAAUACAUAAUACAAACUCGACUUUUUUCAGAUUUGCGUAAUACAAACUUGCAAUUCAAUUUUUUUUUCAGAAUUACGUAAUACAAACUCGCAACUCUUGACUUAAUGCAAACUCACAAUUCAAUUUUUUUAAUAGAAUUCUGACUUUUUCGCAAUUGCGAGUUUACAUUUUGUAAUUCUGACUUUUUUUUCAGAAUUACGUAAUACAAACGCAGUACAAACGUGCAACUCUUGACUUUUUUUUUUUGAAUUGUGAAAUCCAAACUCGCAAUUCUAAUUUUUUUAUUUAGAAUUACAUAGUACAAACUCGUAAUUCUGACUUAUUUUCAAAAUUGGAUAAUACAAAGUUGCAAUUCUGACUUUUCCUCGCAAUUGUGAGUUUACAUCUCGUAAUUCUGACUUUUUUUCAGAAUUACGUAAUAAAAACUCGCAAUUCUGUUUUUUUUUUUCAGAUUUGUGUAAUACAAACUAGCAAUUAAAUUUUUUUUUUAGAAUUACAUAAUACAAACUCGCAAUUCUGACUUUUUUCACAAUUGUAAGUUUACAUUUUGUAAUUCUGACUUUUUUCCACAAUUACGCAAUACAAACUUGCAACUCUUGACUUUUUUCAGAAUUGCGUAAUGCAAACUCGCAAUUCAAAAUUUUUUAUUUAGAAUUACAUAGUACAAACUCGCAAUUCUGACUUUUUUCACAAUUGUGUUUACAUUUUGUAAUUCUGACUUUUUUUUCCAAAUUACGUAAUAUAAACUCACAACUCUGACUUUUUUUUUUCCAGAAUUGCAAGAUAAAAACUCACAAUUCUGGCUUUUUUCCAGAAUUGUGCAAUACAAAUUCGCAAUUCUGACUUUUUUUACAUAAUACAAAUUCACGAUUCUGAACUUGCAAUUCUUUUUUUUUGUUUUUGAGAAUUGCAUACUACAAACUUGCAAUCAUGACUUUUUUUCGGAAUUGCGUAAUACAAACUUCAAAUUCUGACUUUUUUUUCUCAGAAUUGUGAGAUAUAAACUUGCAGUUGCAAGUUAUAAAGUCAGAAUUGCAAGAUAUAAACUCGCAUUUCUGACUUUUUUCUCACAAUUCUGACAUUUUACUUAGAAUUGUGAGAUAUAAACUCACAAUUGCAAAUUAGUCCAGUUAUGAGGGGAAAACAAGACUGAUAUGUUCUCAGAAUUGCAAGAAUUUAUAUCUCACAAUUCUGACUUUAUAACAGAAAAGUCAGAAGAAAUCUGAAAUUUAAACUUGUGAGAAAAUUGUGAGGAAAAAAGUCAAAAAUUUGAGAUAAUUUCCUUGCAGUUAUCUUUUUUAUGUUUUAUUCAAUGACGGAAACAGGCUUCCGUACUGGAGUCACAUGAUCCUUCAGAAAUCAUUCUAACAUUUCAUAUUAUUAUUGUCAGUGUUGAAAACAGCUUAAUAUUUUUAUCUUAAUAUUUUCUUCAUAAUUCUUUGAUGAAUAGAAAGUUAAAAAACAAACUGUGUUUUUAAAAUUGUUUUUGUAACUAUUUAAAAGUCACUUUUGAUCAAUUUAAUAGGUCUUUGCUAAAAAAAAUGUGAAUUUCUCCAACCCCAAACCUUGGAAUGGUAGUGUUUAUAGAAGAAGAUUAUGAAAAAUCCCUAAACUGAGAGUUUCCUCCACAUUUAAACAUUAAUACAGUGUUUAAAUCCUCUACUGGUCAAACAUUUAAUAGCUAUUUGAACAGGCAGCUCAAACUUCACCAAAAACUGCAUUCUUCUGUGUUCGUUUGCAUAUGAAUGAAAGUAUGGAAGUGAAUGAAACUGAAAAUCUAGUGUGACCUUCCCUUUUAGCUUUAUAUUUUGUUCCUAUGCUGUCUCUCCAUUGUCUCAUUUUUUUGUCAUAGGGUAAAUAGAGUGGAAUCUUUCUUUGUUGAAAACAAGUCUUCCAGUGUACCAAGUAAAUGUCCGCGGUGUGUUUUUACACCAAGGACAAAACUGACCAGGGUUUAAUGUGAGCCAGGUGUAAGCACUUCUGGAUCAAUGACUAUCAGCUUUGCCCUUGACCAUCUGCAUGUCAUAUAUACUGUACAAUGUGAGAGGGCUGGACCGUGUGUGUGUGUGUGUUUGUACACAAGUAGACUUAAAGGGGUUUUAUAAGUAGGCUGUGUUCCUUUCACAAAUAUGUUCACUUAAAAUAUCAUCAGCAGACAUGAAGUAUAUUGCUCAGUCACACACGUGUACAUACUGUGAAGAGAGUCUAAACAGAACUGCUGUAUAAUUGAAAACCCAUAUACAGUUUAAAAUAUAAUCCUGAAUAAUCUCAUUUAAUAGUAGAAUCACAUAUAUAUUAAGGGAAUGUAAAUAGAAAAGAAUUAGUAUUUAUAUUUCAAAUAUUUAUUUACAAAGAAAUUAUUUAUUCAUCCAGCAAUUUUUGAUUGAUUGUAAACAUGGAAAAAACAUGGUAUUUACAUCUCUUGCCAAAUCACUAAAUAUAAACCGUGCCAUAUGAGAAGAGAAAAAAAAAAACAUGAACAAAUGAAACAUUUUCACAUUUUCAUACAAGAAACGGAUAGUGCUGGGUCACGACAUUAAAACAUAUCAUGCGUCUGAUAUUACCAGUUACUUUAUAAAGCAGAUGCGGUUUUAUCAUCCUUUUUCACCAAAUUAAAUUUGUGAACAAAAGCAUAUUUUAACUGCGUAGUAUUUUAAAAUCAUAUCAGAAAUGUUUGUCAUGAAUGUCUGAAAUUUUCCUUUAUUUUUACAUUUGUAAAGACGACACUAAUUUGCUACAUUUAAGCAGCAUCUGUGAGCGACUGAUGCGGACUGUUCAAUCCACGAGCACGAGCAUAUUAUUUAGUUCAUGUGUGGUAGAAAUAGAAGAUAUUAAAAAACAUUUAUCUAAAGAACUAUUUUAUUUUUUUGUAAAAUUGCAACGAUGAAAAAAAGGAAUAUAUUAGAUUACAGAAUAGACUAGUAAACUCUAUCGUCUUGUGUAACUGUGAGACUUAAAAAAGGAAAAUAACUAACUGUAUGUUUUAAAAUUUAAACUCAAAUUGUGCUGAGGCUGCUACCGUCAUUAAAAUGUAAAUAUAUUGCACUCCCCCAAAACUUAAGACUGAAAAGAAAAGAAAAAAAACACACAAUAUUUAUAGAUUUUUUGCAUUUCAAUUAAAAGCGUAUUACAGACACCCAGUCAUUUUUCACAUGAUGUUUUACAGGGUUUUGAGAACUACAACUCAGAGACAGGAAGUAACGUCUCAGACAGUUUGUCAAAAUGCCACCAUCAGUCUGUCCUAAUACUCAAGCGUACCUCAUUUUACCUCAUACGUUGUAAUGUCGAAGUUCACACUUGUAGAAAAAAGGUAGUAAUGGUCGUGGCGUUUAAGUUCAUACACUGUAAAAAACUGUUGAGUCAACUUAAAAUAAUUUGUAACCUGGCUGCCUUAAAAUUUUAAGUUCAGUCAACUCAAAAAAAGUUUAUUCAACUUGAAAUGUUAAAUUAUACUAAGUGACAACUUAGAUAUUUGAGUUGAAUCAACUUAAAAAUUUAAGCAGCUGGGUUACUUACCCAUCUGUUAAGUUUAGCAAACACAAAUAUCUAAUUUAACAUUUCAAGUUGAAUAAACUUAUUUUAGUUGACUGAACUUAAAAUUUUAAGGCAGCAGGGUAACAAAUUAUUUUAAGCUGACUCAACAAAUUGUGUUUUUUAUUUUUUACAGUGUAGAAGCGAUAUUUAAGUAAAUCGUUUGCAAAAAGAAUUCGAAUUCUAGCUAAGUACAUUUUCUUUAUCAGUACUCUAGUUAUGCUCAGAACCAACCGAUUUUUGUUUUUAUCCAAAACAGGAAUUGCAAAGUGCUACCUAUCGUAAUUCUUCCAUGUUUCUACCUAAAAUGAUAAUCUUAUCUAAAGGAACUUUUGCAUUGCUAGAAUUUACAACACAAAAGACGAGUUUGGCUUGUUUGGAGUCCUAUGCAAUUACAGUUUCGUUUAUUGAGGGUCUAAAACUACUUUCUACUGAAUUGUUUAUAGUGGUACUAUUAAGUAUUAUAGAUUGAAAUCAGAGCUUCCGUAUCUGCCAGGGUGACUUGCGGUUCGAUGAGAACUUUCCACAUUAUUUCAAGUCAUGCAAAGGGAAACAUGCUGGGACAAUGUCGCGAUUAAGCCAUAUUGGCUGCGUGCUGUUGGAUACAGAGGUUUCACUCUGCAGCUGAUGAUGAUGCUGAUGUCCCGUUCAUCUUAAGUAUAGAAUAUCUGAAUUGAAUUCACAUUGAUGCAAAGGGCUUUUCGAUACCAUUUUAUCAGAUUCGUCUUAUCCUUCCCCGAGGCUGAAGAAGCGUCAUAAACCUUAUGCUGUAUAGCACGUCGUUCCUUAUCUUCCCUCGAAGGGGGUUGUAAACUCGAAAGACACCCCAAAUUGGCCAAAGCAUAACUAGAAAUAAGCACUGUGAAAAUUCAAAGUUACUUUCUUUCUCAUGUAUCUACAUUCAGUCUUUAUUUCAUGUCCUUGCUAUGGAGCGCUGCUGUAGGAAACCUGAAGUAAAUAUUGUUAGAAUGCAUAUAAUGAAUCAUGAUGGUUUUUAUGCAACGCUGACUUGUAAGUAUCCUGCAACAAUGGUACUGGUCGACUAACAGGGCUUAUAAAAUAACCAGCGAAACUGAAUUUGAAAUCGCAGGGGUUUCAGAAGGUGCUAAUGAUAUUUGUAAGUGAUUGCUGAAGCAGCGUGUAUGAAAAUGUUCAAGUGCAAUAUUGAAAACGCUGACUUGUAUGGAAUGAGCUAUUUAGCCUAUUUAGACUUGAAGUUUAUUGAGGGCAAAGAGGUUGCCACAGUUGAUUUAUCAUUUUGGGAUGUACACUCUAAAAAAUAAAGGUUCUGUAUUGGCAUUAAUGAUUCCAUGAAUUGCCUUUAAAGAAAUAGUUCAGCCCAAAAUUUUUAUGGAACUGUCAAACCCUCAGGCCAUGGGUGCCGUCAGAAUGAGAGUCCAAAUGGCUAAUAAAAACAUUACCAUAGUCCACAAGUAAUCCACACCACUCCAGUUCAUCUUAUGUCUUGUUAAGUAAAAAUCUAUUGAACUUUGGCAUCACUUCUGGCAAAAAUACCAGCCCAUCCUGUUAUCACAAUCCACCAACAUACUGGUUUAGAACUGUUUUGGACUGUUUUCCCCCAUGACUCAAGAUAACUUUUUUUACUGAAUAAAGCAAUUUUAUUAGUGCUCAGCAACAAUCAUGAUUAAUUGCAUCCAAAAUAAAUGUUUUUGUGUACAUAAUAUACUGUAAAAAAAAAAAAAAAAAAAACACAAUUUGUUGAGUCAACUUACAAUAAUCUGUUACCCUGCUGCCUUAAAAAUGUUUAAGUUCAGUCAACUCAAAUAAGUUUAGUCAGCAUAAAAUGUUAAGUUGUACUAAGUGACAACUUAGAUAUUUGAGUUGACUAAACUAAAAAUUUGAUUUGUUAAACUUAAAAGCUGGGUUUGUUACCCAGCUACCUUAAAAUUCUGAAUUGAUUCAACUCAAAUAUCUAAGUUGUCACUUAGUAAAACAUUUCAAGUUUACUAAACUUUGAGUUUAAACCGAACUUAAAAUUUUAAGGCAGCCGGGUAACAAAUUAUUUUAAGUUGACUCAACAAAUUGUUUUUUUUUUUUUUUACAGUGUGUGUGUACUGUGUAUAUUUAUUUUAUAUACAUAGACACAUACAGUAUAUAUUUUUACAUAUAUUUACAUGUAGAUAUUUGAGUUGACUAAACUAAAAAUUAGGUUUGUUAAACUUAAAAGCUGGGUUUGUUACCCAGCUGGCUUAAAAUUUUAAAUUAAAUCAACUCCAGUAUCUAAGUUGUCACUGAGCUAAACUUAACAUUUUAAGUUGACUAAAUUAAAAUUUUAAGGCAGCCAGGUAACAAAUUAUUUUACAGUGUGUGUGUACUGUGUAUAUUUAUUAUGUAUAUAUAAGGCCACAUGCAGUAUACAUUUUGAAAAUAUUUACAUUAUUUAUUUCAUAUAAUUUAUAAAUAUAUAUAAAUAUAUUUAAUAUAUAAACAUAACAUUUUUUCUUAAAUAUGUAUACAUGCAUGUGUGUGAAUUUAUAUAUAUAUACAUAAUAAAUAUACACAGUACACACACAUAUAAUAUGUACACAAAAACUUUUAUUUUGGAUUAAUCGUGAUUAAUCAUUGACCAGCACUACAUUUGAUAGAAAAAGGUCUCAUAUUUUAGCCAAAAACAACAGAUUUAAGUUGAAAACAUCUUAAUGAUGGAUUAUUAUGAUGUUUUAUCAACUGUUUGGACUAUCAUUUUGACGGCACCCAUUUACUGCAGAGCAUUGGUGAGCAAGUCUCCAAAUCUGUUCUGAUGAAGAAACAUCUACAUCUAGGAUGGCCUGAGGAUGAGUAGAUAGCAAAAGCAGAUUUUUCAGAUUAUUAAAGAUUUUACACCUUGUAAGGAAUAAAAAGGUUCUUUUAAGAACUGUUCAAAGCGAGUUUGAGGAACCCAAAAAUCCAAAACCCUUUUUCAGAACCUUUAUGAAACAGAAAGAAUGGGCUUUUGCAGUUACUUUAGAUCAGUGGGAGAAUUUAAUCAUCGUUCAUUCAGUGCUCCUGAUACCUGUUUCUGCAUGUUGGUGUUUUAACCGAAAACCUCCAGUCCUCACUUCAAUCACCGCUUCAAAUUUUAAGCAUUGCUUCUGAUUUUCUAAUGACAACGUACAUUUUCGGAUACUUCUGAGUUCUGAAACUUUCCCAGCAGUGUGUGCAAGAGCGUUUCUACACAGCCGACAUUUCUACUUUCUCCAUAGGAGGGCAGUUUGACACUUUUUGUAUGGUAGUCAGUGUAGAUCCAAAGACAGUGAUUUGAUUAGUGAUGUGUUUUAUGUUCUCUGCUUCGGUUCUCACGAGGAGUCAGAACGAUGCGUGUUUGUGAGCGCGACUGUAACGGGGAAAGAGGUGGCGUGUUUCUGUUCCUUUAUGUAUAUGACUGUGUGACAUAUCACUCUGUUGGAAAAGGAGAGGUUCAACCGUGGCAGUUACUUUUGUAAAUAUAUGACACAUUAUAGUUAUAUUAGCCUAGCUGUUUAAUUUGUGUGUCCAUGCAAGUUUAAUAUUUUAAAAAUAAAUAGAAAAUUGUGUCUCAAUUGUGUUAUAUGAAAAUAUAUUUAAACUAGAUAUCUUAAAUUAUUGUUUUAUCUUGUCAAAAGCUUCUAUGUUCUAUGAAUAAUGGUUUCUCUGGACCAUUUUAUAGACUUGUCUGCACAAAAUGCAAUAAAGUUCAAGUCAUUUAUUACAA
Messenger RNA from Labeo rohita (rohu), 11638 nucleotides. RefSeq names its product solute carrier family 12 member 5b (gene slc12a5b). The record is from RefSeq and is a predicted model, not a curated record. Gene Ontology annotation, molecular function: potassium:chloride symporter activity. Bases 167 to 3517 code for a protein of 1116 amino acids. Gene Ontology annotation, biological process: chloride ion homeostasis; potassium ion import across plasma membrane; cell volume homeostasis. Lineage: Eukaryota; Metazoa; Chordata; Actinopteri; Cypriniformes; Cyprinidae. Gene Ontology annotation, cellular component: membrane. The transcript is spliced from 26 exons.